AUGGUCAGGAACCAUGCCAGCAUCCUCAGUGGAUGCCAUUUGGGCCGUCUUUGUGCACCUACAGACCGGCCCACAAUACUGGCCGUGUUGGGGAACGCCCUCACUCCUGUUAAUUCCCCUAAGAAGCCUAUUCUGCAGGAAGAACCGACUUCCCAUCCAUCCUUGGUAGACUUAGAUUCUGAGGCAAGCCCCCUGCCAUAUGCUGCUGCUGCACCACUCCGGCCAGAGGCAGCUGCCCCUCCUGUACCUCCCCAUUCAUCAGCCUCCCCGUCUGUACCCUCCGCCCCGGUCUCUGGACCGGCGAGGGGACUCAGGCCCCGUAGGCAGCAAGAAGAAAUUCUGGAGGAGGAGCCCUCCUCCACUUCCACUGCCCCCCCCCCCAUCCUCCCAGUGCGGGCUCUGGGCAGUGCUGGUCCUGAUGAGGGACACAUCUAUCAGUAUUGGCCCUUUUCAAGUAGUGACCUGUACAACUGGAAAGCCCAGAAUCCUCCUUUUUCUGAGGAUCCUAGAGGCCUGACUGAUCUGUUCGAGUCCAUUUUACAUACUCACAGUCCUACAUGGGAUGACUGUCAGCAGCUCCUUAAGACUCUAUUUACCACUGAGGAAUGGGAGCGGAUUCUCACUGAAGCCAGAAAGAAUGUCUCCAGCGACGACGGGCGACCAACUACCCUGCCAAACCUGAUUGAUGACCGUUUUCCCUUAAACAGACCCGAUUGGGACUAUGGGAACGCAGAAGGUAGGGAGCGUCUCCGGGUCUACAGCCAGACUCUUAUGGCAGGACUCCGGACGGCAGCUCGCCGCCCUACCAAUCUGGCUAAGGUGAAGACAGUAGUGCAGGGGGAGACUGAAAGCCCGGCCACAUUCCUCGAGCGCCUUUAUGAUGCAUACAGACAGUAUACCCCCCUAGAUCUACUAGCGGAGGUGAAUCAGUCAGCCAUGAUAAUGUCCUUCAUAAAUCAGGCUACCCCUGAUAUUAGGAAGAAACUAUAUAAGCAGGAACGACUUGGGGAAAUGACUAUCCGGGAUCUGAUGAAAGUAGCUGAAAAAGUUUUUAACACCUGA
Molecule: messenger RNA, 1062 nt
Organism: Castor canadensis (American beaver)
Lineage: Eukaryota; Metazoa; Chordata; Mammalia; Rodentia; Castoridae
Source: RefSeq, a predicted model, not a curated record